AUGAUUAGAUUUUCGUCUUCUAUUGUUCAUCCUAUAAAAUGCACAGCCUUUAAGGAGAGGCAAAUAAAAAUAAAGAACUUCGAAAUAAAUUACUUGAAAGUAGGUGACGGACCUCAUCAUGUGUUUUGUUUGCCCGGCGUUAUGGGUACGAUAUGGAGUCACUUCAAAAAACAAAUACAAGGAUUUGAUCUCAACAAGUUCAGUUUGGUGAUUUGGGAUGCCCCAGGCUAUGGAAAAAGCAUCGCCCUCGAUAACGAUGAAGCGUUGGACAAAAUUUCUAGAGACGCAGAUACUGCUUAUGAAUUUAUGAAGGCACUACAAAUUCCAAGAUAUUCUACUUUGGGAUGGAGUAAUGGAGGCUGCGUAAGUCUUCUGCUAGCCAGCCGCUAUCCGCGUGUGGUAGAUAAAGCAGUUGUAUGGGCAUGUAGCACUUUUCUAUUGCCUCACGAGUUAAAUUAUUAUUACCCUUAA
Molecule: messenger RNA, 471 nt
Organism: Vanessa atalanta (red admiral)
Lineage: Eukaryota; Metazoa; Arthropoda; Insecta; Lepidoptera; Nymphalidae
Product: valacyclovir hydrolase-like
Exons: 4
Coding region: 1-471 (156 amino acids)
Source: RefSeq, a predicted model, not a curated record